UAUAUUUAUUAUUACGCAUUAUACGUCUAUAUUUUCGGCGCACUUGACAUUAGUCUCGAGAUUGGCUCGACGUGGCCAGCAUCAUCUUGCUCUCGCUCGGCUCUUUUUAACCUGCCUGCCAUUUUGCGCAAUCUUUGAACUUGUCAGGAUCGUCAGUGACCGAGUAUUUAACGGUGGUGCCCGCGAUCGUAUGUGAAUUUGUCGCGAAUUUGGCGCGAUUGAUCGCGGUCGACGUGCGGCUUGUUGGACGAAACCGCGGCCCCGGACCCCCCCCGGAGGCCCCGGAUGCGCGUGGUGGAAAUACGGAAUAGAUACGGGACAAACGACUUCCGUUUAGGCAUCUCUCGCUGGCUGCUACUGCGCCUUCAGUCCUUGUACGCGUCUGCUACGGAGGUCUCGCUCCUCGCCAGCUAGCGUGACUCAUAAUAACACGAAUGUUAGUGUGAACAGUCGUGUUACAUUUUGAGAUAGUCAAAGAUUGGAAGACAGCAGGGAUUAUAUACAAGUAUCGUGAUCAUCCUCAACAACAACGAUGGAUAUAGAUCCGCCUGAAUUCCUGUCAAAGGAUGACGAGAUUCAAUAUUGGAUGGAGUUAGCUCAUCAAAUGCAUCAAAGAAAAUAUGAUGUUGAACGUGAACUGGAAGAAUUUCAAGAGAAUUCACAAAUGUUGGAGAAAGAAUUAGAAACUUCCUUGGAACAAGCGGAAAAAACAAAUAGGGAAUUGAGACAGAGAAAUACAAGACUUGCCACAGAAGUUGAACAGUUGAGAAUGCGAUUAGAUCAGCAGUCUACAGAUUGUGCCAUGUUCCAAGGAAAAGCGCAAGAUUUACAGCAACAGCACGAGCAUCUUCUAAAAUACAUUAGAGAACUUGAACAAAAAAAUGACGACUUAGAAAGAGCACAUAGGAUAAAUAGGGUUACAGAAGAGGAAAUAGAAGCUAAGUUUAAUUUAGCUAUAGAAAAGAAUGCCUUACUUGAAUCUGAACUCGAUGAAAAAGAAAGCCUAAAAGUAAUAGUGCAAAGACUGAUGGACGAAGUUAGAGAUUUGAAGCAGGAGAUACAAGUACAUGAAAGGCAUCACGCUGAUAAUAAUAAGUCCGCCGAGAGAGUUCGUAACAACAUUGACAGUAAUAAGCUACAGGCCGAAUUGGAAUCAAAUUCACCCGCUAGCCAGAUAGUUUCACAAACCAUAUCUUCGAAUAAUACAACGACUUCGCCGAUGAAACUUGGGCAUGGAAUGGUAGGGGGUGUUAUUGGAAACAACAAUAAUAAUAAUAGCCAGCCAUUGCCACCUUGUACCAGAAUACUGGCAAUGAAUAUGAUUGGUGAUCUCAUGCGAAAAGUCGGGCUUGACAGAUGGGUCUGCAUGGGCUGUAGGAGAAUAAAAUGCACUUGUCCAAGCGGACAGAUAUCAAAUACCACAUCAUCUACUGUCUUAUCAGCGGCUCAGACUCACGUAUCUACUCAAUGUAUAAGCCAACAACCUAGAUCAACCGCGUACAGAUCUUCAAUGCGCUGGAAAAUAAGCUGAACACAAGCAGAAACGCGUUUCGAGAAGAUCAAGUUCGUGAUCUCUACAGAGCUAGACGGCAAGUCAGAAGCCCAGCCACAGGAAACAACAACCACAUUCGAUUGUAAACGCAGGAUAAUGUCGCAGUGCAAUCAUAUAUCCGCACAUCAUCACGUUGUACAAUCUCGAGAUGUAAUAUUAGUAAUGAAAAUUUCUUUAAUGACUUUAAGUCUUAUUAUUAAGUUAUUCCGAAAAUUUAGUUAUUCACAAAAUUGGGAAACACUCUAUCAUGCCAGAAAUGAAAAGUCAUUCCUGAUGUACAGAGGCAAAUAAAAUAGAAUUCUUCUUACGAUAUCUUAUUUAAAAAAUGUUGUGUAGAAUCAAAUUGAGUUACUGAAUUGCAAGUUGAGUUACUAUACACUUUAUUAAUUACAUCAAGUGACAUUAAUUUGUUACUGUAAUUAUAAUGAUAUUUUUCAAUGAUGCUUGUAAAGGUCGCUAGCGGAAUACAAAUUUUCCAUUCU
Messenger RNA from Camponotus floridanus (Florida carpenter ant), 2034 nucleotides. It is a transcript of the gene nudE, whose product is annotated as nuclear distribution protein nudE-like 1-A. Gene Ontology annotation, cellular component: kinetochore; kinesin complex; centrosome. The coding region runs from base 533 to 1531 and encodes 332 amino acids. The record is from RefSeq and is a predicted model, not a curated record. The transcript is spliced from 9 exons. Gene Ontology annotation, molecular function: microtubule binding. Gene Ontology annotation, biological process: mitotic centrosome separation; chromosome segregation; microtubule nucleation. NCBI's taxonomy places the organism in Eukaryota, Metazoa, Arthropoda, Insecta, Hymenoptera, Formicidae.